This is a messenger RNA of Prunus armeniaca (apricot), 549 nucleotides long. Lineage: Eukaryota; Viridiplantae; Streptophyta; Magnoliopsida; Rosales; Rosaceae. The record is from the annotation of a GenBank genome assembly.
AUGGAGAGAAGUCGUUUCGUCUUGUCAAUGACGUUGUUGCUGCUGCAGUACAGUUUUGUAGGCACAGGUGCAGCACAAACCAACAUCACCACCGACCAGUCUACUCUUCUUGCUUUGAGAUCCUAUAUCACUAGUGACCCUCACAACAUCUUGGUCAACUGGUCAACCACCACCUAUGUCUGCAACUGGAUUGGCGUUACUUGUGGUGCUCGCCACCUCAGAGUAGUAUCAUUGAAUCUCUCGUACAUGGGUUUCACAGGAACCAUUCCACCACACUUAGGCAACCUCUCAUUCCUCGUUGCACUAAGCUUCAACAAUAACAGCUUCCAUGGUACUUUGCCUUAUGAAUUGUCAUAUUUGCGUCGCUUGAAGUUGGUUAGCUUCGGAUACAACAACUUUAUGGGAUCCAUUCCAUCGUGGUUUGGGGCCUUCCCCAAACUUCAAAGCUUCUAUUUGCAUGGCAAUCAAUUUUCAGGUUCCAUACCCGCGACUGUCUUCAACUUGUCUACAUUGCAAGUAGUAAUUAGUAAGGGUGGGUAUUGGAACUGA